AUGGCUUUCCAAGUACGCCAGACUCAUUUUCUGUUAACAGCUUUGAUGUUCCUCUCGUUUGAUGUGAUCACAAAAUCCCAAGCAACAAAGCCCUCCAAACACGGCGAAGUUCACCGCGCGAAAAGUGAGAUCGACUCGUUGAUUUACAAGUUGACUUUAGAUUUGAAAUCUUUUAACGAAAAGGAAACUAAGGCCGAGGCUGUGCAGAAAGAUGCCUCGAAACUGGCUCGGGUCGCAGAAGAGGAAAUCGCCCUGUUGAGGCCAGUUCAACGUCUCUUGGAAAAGCUUGCAAAGGGGAACUCCUCGAAUGGAAAAGAACGCUGUAUGGCCUGGCCAGGCGGUAAAAUACGGAUACAAAUUAAAGCUGCAUCCCCUCUGCCCAAACACUUCACUAUAAGUGUACCAGGUAAGAGGCCAUAUUUAUCCAGUUAAGUAAGAUCAUUUAGCGUUCCUAAUUUUUUCAGGCAAAAAUCGGAACAAAUAAAUUUCCAGCUACUAAAAUAUAUUACGGAAACAAAUGAAAUUUAAUGACAACAAAUAUGGAACUAUUAAGUAGGAAACGUAUCAAGGAAAAAAUAACAUAAGAAAAAAAAUGGUUCAGAAGGGUAAUGGGCUGCUUAAUUACUAAAAAACAAUGCGCACACACAAACUGGCAAAAUUGUUAAAAUCUCGUAAGACGUUUUUGGUAACCGAUGAAUCUUCCACUGGUUUUCAGCGUAACUAGAAAUACCUACAUGUAAAAAUUUUAGAACAACUCAGGUACAGGCAUGAAUGUUCUAUGUUUUGUGAAAUUAGGUAUAACAAAUUUGAAACUUACACUGUAAAUUGGAAAGAUCUGCUUCGGGCCCAACUUCCAGUCAAACCCUGUAAGCCCCAAGUCUGAAUAAUUCUUUUGUUCAGCGAUUUGAGUACACUUUGCGCCAACACAGCCCUAUAAAAGAUCUAUUCCAGCCCUUGAAACUUACAGCCGGUGGGUCUAAAUUAGCCCAAACUAGGCCGGGGGGCUAAAACGAUGUUUUUAGUUUGCAGUAUAUUAGUUCUGGUGUUUACGCCAUUACAAAUCAUACUAUUAACAAUUCUCAUUCUUGAAUAGCACUUCUUAUCCUGUUUUAAAUUGGAAUUAUUUGCCAUUCUUUCCUCGCAGUCAAGAUCAGACUCUCAAUUUCCGUCCUUACACCUGAACAAAAAUGUAAUAGUUUUGAGCACAUUCUGACAUUUCUAUCCACAGUCAAUCACCGAGAGCUGCUAGACAACGGACGAUUGACACGUGAAGAUGGCGAAGACUUGCAGGUCUAUUACCAUAUCAACGGACAGCAACCGUUCCAAAUUGACCGUGUCAUCAGUGGCCUGGGAACAAAAUCAGCAACUGUCCACUUUCGACUGCAGACUCCGAUAUCAUCCAACACUGCUGAUGACGUGUCUUAUUUUUUAGUCCUCGGUGCUUCGGUCAGCGGCAGUGCCAUGGAUGAUCCUGCCAAAGUGUACGCAUUUUUCGACGAUUUNACCGUGUCAUCAGUGGCCUGGGAACAAAAUCAGCAACUGUCCACUUUCGACUGCAGACUCCGAUAUCAUCCAACACUGCUGAUGACGUGUCUUAUUUUUUAGUCCUCGGUGCUUCGGUCAGCGGCAGUGCCAUGGAUGAUCCUGCCAAAGUGUACGCAUUUUUCGACGAUUUCUCGAGCGCAACUUUAAAGAAAGAAUGGGUGAAAAACUGGGGGAAAUGGAGCGUGCAAAACGGGAGAUUACUGGGAAGCACAAUGCAGAGUAAAGAUUUAACCAAAGAUAAUAUUGAGGUCGGACUGUAUCUCAAAUCAGGGUUUCAGUGGAAAGAUGUUAUGGUAGAGCUUGACUUCAUGGAGACUGGAAAGAGUAAGUCCGCUUCUGGACCAUUCCUGCGCCUCAGCGAUGUGAGCCUUAGCAAAACCUCAGGUUGGUGGUUUCAGUACUACCCAGGUCAUUCUGAUUCUUCCUACAUGAGACCUUUAGCAGCUAAUAAAGAUGGUGGCUGGUUAAUCAAAGGAAAACUACCCACAACCUACAAAUUGAACAAAUGGUUCCACUUCAAGUAUCGAGUACUUGGAGACAGGUUUUCACAAUGGGCAAAUGGCAAAAUUGUACACGACAACAUUCAAGUGAGCUCGAAGUGGAUGAUACCAGCAGGAACAUUUGGACUGGGAUGUCAUCACUCCCCCUACAACUGUAAAACCUUUUAUGACAAUAUCAAAGUGACUUUCGUGGUUUCUACACCCCCAAACAUCACCCUGGGAUCUUUUCAGUCAUUCCUUCCCAAGAAAAUUGCUCUGUUAGGCGAGAAAAAGCUUCCUGCGGACUCAUGCAAACAGAUCCAUGAUGCAAGUCUCGCGAGCAACAAACCGCGCGCUAAGAAUGGCGUUUACUGGAUCAAGACAGACCUCCAAGGCAGCUCGUCUGUGCAGACUUACUGCGACAUGAAAAACGGUGGCUGGACCCUUGUCGGCAAAAUCAGCGGAAAUGUGGGCAACAUUUACAAUAAAUGGUUGGUGUCUAACCACAACACUGCAUCGCUAAAGUCUCCAAAGAUCACAAGACGGAAACAGUUUGCCUGCAUAGACGCGUGCAGUUUAGCAGUAGAUGAAGCAUCCACGGUUCUGUUGUCCAGCGGUGAGAGGAUGGAUGGGUUGGGGAGCAAGUGGGUCAUGUGGAGGUUGCCUGGUGGCAGAGAAAAAGACUCGUUUUGGCGCCAUUCGGUUGCGGUAACUACUGUAAAGGCAGCUGUACAAACACCUGUCAUGGUGUUCGCUUGGAAUGGAAACAAAAAGGUAACCACGUAGAUGAGAAUUGGCCUUUUUCGGUGAAAACUAUGCUGCACUGCGCGCUCUAAGGGAGGGGCGCGGAGAGAGAGCACUCCCCACCCCUCUGGAUCCGCCACGCAGCACUGUGUCCUUUAGGCCAACAAUUAAACAUUGCUAGUUAUAGCUAUUGCUAAGUGCCAACGACCAAAGAUUUUACCUAUACACAGGGAUGGAUCCAGGAUUUUUUUUAGGAGGGGGUGCACUCGUCUCUUGCUCUACUUUAACACCAAUAAACCACAUAGUUUUUUUUUUGCAGAAUACCAGUUGUAUUAGAAAACCGCAGGUCAUCUCAGGUGGGGGGGGGGGGGUGGGGGCGCACCCCCUGCCCCCCCCCCUUAGAUCCGCCCUUUGUGUACGUGCGCACUGUUUAAUUUGUUUAGAAAUGUCAUGAAUUGCCGUAACAAUAAAAAAAAUUCAGCGGGCAAAUGCGAGAGCAGUACACGUAUGUUGCAAAUGAAUACAGCCGACGAUUGGUUGAAGACGGGAAGAGCACGAGACUCACAAACAUGAACACGGCUCGUAGAUUCCCUGUUGUGUAUCACGUGUUCAAUCGAAAACAAUACAUUCUCUGUUCUUCAUUACUUCAUAAAAGCUACGGUCUACUUAAGGUAGUUAUUGACCAUAAACCCACGCCCAGUUCAAGAGAUCUAAAGGAGAGCAUAUUGCUAAACUCGGCUACAAAACACACGACUAUCACCUUAUUCACCUUAUAAAGAAGAGUAAGCCCUACAUUUCGUACUCUAUCUCAGAAUACAUCUGUCGUCCUGUGUGCAAAAUGCUUUCUUCUGAUAAACUGUCAGUCAACUAAAACGGCUUUCUGUAGAACUCUUGCUGUUUUUUUUUCACCCAGAUGUGUUACCACAACAAGUUCGGGAUAAUGCCUUAUACAUUACAUGGAGGUGCGUAUCCUUACACCUCCUAUAAUACUGCAGGAGACGCCGCCACAAACGACUACUGUAUGAUUGUUGGGGUCAUGACUAAAGGAUCCACUGCGCAUGGCUGGUCCCAGAAUGGCAAUGGUUACGAUAGUCCAAGCAGUGAUACUGAUUGGCCGAACAGGUCAAUCAACCACCAGUCUCCACACCUGACGGUCUGGCUCAAGUAA
Messenger RNA from Porites evermanni, 3936 nucleotides. The record is from the annotation of a GenBank genome assembly. NCBI's taxonomy places the organism in Eukaryota, Metazoa, Cnidaria, Anthozoa, Scleractinia, Poritidae.